UAUCUUGCUCAACAACGACGAAAAAUAUUUUUGCAUAUUAAAAAAUUAAUUUAAUUUUUUUUCAAAAAUUUUUUUUCGGUGCAUUGUACGAGCCCAGGCAAAGCUUUGAUGGAGGUAAAAAAUGACCGCAUCGAGGCAUUAACGCCGAAUUUCUGGCCAAAAUUGCGUGAAUUGUUCACGCGCGAUUGGCCUGAAAAUCAAAUUGGAUAUUUCAUUGUGGAUGAUUACAUAAAAUGGCUUAAAAGUGAUUUUUACAUGAAAAAUGUAAAACUUUUGACGCUAAAUGGAGACUUUAGUGAUGGAACCUUUGUUGUCGUUGACAGAUAUCAACUUUUUAUUUAUACAUUAGAGGAAACAAAUGAGAGAUUAACGAAAUUAUUAAGAUUGUUGGAUUGGAAAAAGGGAUUUAUCGUUAGUGCAUUUCGAAAAAAGUUUUUGCCAGCAGUUCUGGAGGUCAUAAAAGAGAAAAAACUUGAGAUCGAGUAUGAUAGUGAAAAUUUUGUUCAUUUCCUGCCGAAGGAAAAAGCUACCGAAUUUCAUUUAGAUAUUCCAGAAGGCUUUGAAAUUCGUCCUUUAUCAACUUUGGAGCACGCAAAGACAGCAAACGACCUCUGGGCGUAUAAACAUGACGGAUCCCUUUUCUAUUUGAAACGCUUGAUCGAUCUGAAUCCAACGAUGGGAGUUUUUAUUGGCGACGAAUUAAUUGCUUGGUGUUUCCGAUUCCAAUCAGGCGUCCUCGGAGCCUUACAAGUCAAAGAAUCUUUCAGAAAAAAAGGUUUCGGAAAAUUAGUGACAAAAGCUCUUUGUAAGGAACUCGGCAAAAAUGGUUCAGAUGUCAUGGCAUUAGUAGCUGACAGUAACGAAGCCUCAAAAAGAACUUUUCAAGCUCUGGGAUUUGAAAUCAUCGAUUGCUGUCAUUGGAUAAAAACAAUAGCGAAAGAACCUUUUGAUUGGAAUGAUCUUGAAAAUUUGCCAAAUUUUUAGGUCACUUUUUAAUUUGAUCAUAAACAAUCAAAUAUCAAUCCAUAAUCAUAAAUUUAGUAAUAAAGA
Molecule: messenger RNA, 1050 nt
Organism: Culicoides brevitarsis
Lineage: Eukaryota; Metazoa; Arthropoda; Insecta; Diptera; Ceratopogonidae
Exons: 2
Coding region: 109-984 (291 amino acids)
Molecular function (GO): acyltransferase activity, transferring groups other than amino-acyl groups
Source: RefSeq, a predicted model, not a curated record